GGGAACGCUAACUUGUUGACAUGAGCGUGCAGGAGUGAGUUGCUGGAUUUUGGUCCUGGUUAAUGUGAUAUAUUUUGGUGGUUAAUUAAGACAAGGAGAAAAUGUCUCUUGAACAAACUGGCAUGAAUGAGAGCCGAGUGGUGGUUUUGGGUGCAAAUGGGUCAGAGAAAACAUCUGUAAUAAUGACAUUGUUUGGUCAGAAAGGGUAUAAGUGUGUGAGAAGAACACGUAACUGUAUGAAGACAGAGGGCGAGGUGGAUGGCAGGAGGCUCAUAUUUGUUGAUACCCCGGGCUGGUGGGGGAACUAUCCUUUGAUUGAUACGGCAGCGUUUAUCCAACGGAAGCUCGCGCUGAGUGUGACUGAGUGUGCACCAGGACCUCAUGCCUUCAUGCUGGUGAUUAGCACUGACGGCCCGUUCACUGAGAAGUACCGGAGAGCCGCCGAGGAACAUCUGGGUCUCUUUGGGGAGAACGUUUGGGAGAACACCAUUGUAGUGUUCACCACAGGGGGUGCACUAGGUGAUGAAGGAAUAGAGCAGUUCAUUGAGGAUGGGGGAGAGGCUCUAAAAUGGCUACUAGAGAAAUGUGGGAAUAUGUGUCACAAUUUUGACAAUAGGGAAGGUCUUCACAACGCCACACAGCUACUGGGAAAGAUUGAUGAUAUCGUAGCAAAGAAUGGAGAUCGCCAUUUUGAGUUUAAUGAGAGGGCAUCACAGGGUGUUGAAGAGAAGAGGAAAACUGAUCUGGAGAGAGGGAUGUCCAGGCAGCAGAGGGUUAACAGUGAAAGGGAAAUCAUUAAUGAGCAUGGUGUGGUACACUCAUUGCCAGAACUCCGGGUUCUCCUGUUUGGAUGGUUGUUCUCUGGAAAAACAUUUGCCAGAAAUACCAUUCUGGGCUUAAAAGAAGCUAUAGAGAGGAGAAGAACGGAACGGUCAGAGAGAAAGUCUGGACUUGUGGCUGGAAGGCAAAUCUCGAUUGUGGACACCCCCGGCUGGUACAAGUACUUUCCUGCACAAUACAUGCCUGAGUGGGUGAAGAAUGAAAUCCGAAGAGGGCUGACGCUCGAUUCCAAAAAUCCCCAUGUCAUUCUCCUCGCCGUUCCAGUAGACACAACAUUUCAUGAGAGACAGAGGAUGAUCACUGAAGACAACAUGAAGAUGUUUGGUGAGCAGGUCUGGAGACACACUAUAGUGCUGUUCACGUGUGGUGAUCUGCUGGGAGACACAACCAUUGAGGAGCACAUUGAGAGUGAAGGAGAACCAUUGCGGUGGCUGGUGGAGAAAUGUGGGAACAGAUAUCACGUCUUAAGUUGGAGUGACGAGGAAGACCAAGUCUUGGAGCUGUUGAAGAAGAUCGAGGAAAUGGUGGCAGGUAACAGCUUAUUUAGCCCAGAGAGCAAAGCAGAGAAAAGUGUGUCUCAAGAGGCUGUUGAGGAACCAGAGGCAAUACAAAAACAGACUGCACAAUACCUGGAUCUGGAGUGGAUGGAUGAAGCAAUGAAAGAGAAGAUUAAGAACAUAUGGAAUCAAACUAGACACAGCAGACGAGAGCAGAGAGGAAGCAUGAUCGCUGAUAUAGACUUUCAUGACAGUAAGCCAUCCUCUGAGAAUACUUCCAACAAUUCUGGAAAGGAGACCAGUCCACUGAGCUUCCGGAAAUCCUCCAUCGAGGAGUACGGCCCUUUUAAUGCCACCACAGGAUAUCAAGACCAAGAGCAGACCACUGAGAUCCACCCUGGUCAGAUGGAGAGAAUAAGAGAGAUGUUUGAAAGAGAGUGCGGGAGACUAGAAAUAGGCGUCAGAGAGAGAUUUCAGCCGCUGUUGUAAGAUGGAAGGGAAUCUGAUAAGUCAUCUGAAGCGGAUGUGCAUGACCUUAACCGCUAAUUCAGAAAGCUGAUCAGGUGGAUUCAUCGUACAUCAUCAGGACGCGGGUCGACUGAGGACUUAGAGAAAACAAACAAAACAAACAAACCAAAAGAAAAUAGCAAUUUUGGUA
Molecule: messenger RNA, 1995 nt
Organism: Alosa sapidissima (American shad)
Lineage: Eukaryota; Metazoa; Chordata; Actinopteri; Clupeiformes; Clupeidae
Product: GTPase IMAP family member 8-like
Exons: 6
Coding region: 102-1826 (574 amino acids)
Molecular function (GO): GTP binding
Source: RefSeq, a predicted model, not a curated record